AUGGCACCUCCCACUGUCAUUGUCCAGGCUGCUACAUGUCCUGCUGUGCAGCCAGCUCCCGCCGUGGAACCUCCCGCUGUCAUCGUCCAGGCCACUGCACUUCCUGCUGUGGAGAACCAUCCUACCCCAACAGCACGCUCUGGCUUCUACGGUUUUCCGCAUCUCCCGCUGACUGAGGUCGUCAUCAAUGGUGAGACAUGGGGACAGCAGCAUUAUUGUGGAUUUGCAUUCAAUGUCCCGCGUGCUGCGGCCCUCGGUCCAUUCUACCUCAUCACCCGUGGUUCCCGGGUAGGUGUCUUCGAAACAUGGCAACACACAUCCCCAUAUGUGCUUGGUGUUAGCUGCUCCUCUUUCAGCCGCUGCAAAUCGCUGCAUGAUGGUCUGAUUCGCAUGCUUGAUGCGAUAGAUCUCGGAGAAGCACAGUGGCUUCCUUAA
Molecule: messenger RNA, 435 nt
Organism: Suillus clintonianus
Lineage: Eukaryota; Fungi; Basidiomycota; Agaricomycetes; Boletales; Suillaceae
Exons: 2
Coding region: 1-435 (144 amino acids)
Source: RefSeq, a predicted model, not a curated record